AUGCCGCCAUACUAUGCCCAACCAAAGGCAGCGCCAACCACGAAGACUACUAAUCAGAUGUCAGACUUCAUCUCGGCGAGACCGUCUGAUACCAGUACAUCCAUGGCUAGGUUCAGCAAGAAGCCGGGAGGAGAGGUUGCAGAUGAAGAGGUGACGAGGAAGAGGGUUCAAUGUACCUAUUCGGACUGCAUCGCGGAGUUUGACGACCAAGCAGCCAUGAACAAGCACAAAAAGCACGACCCAGAUCAUGAUUACUGCAAGAAAUGCGAUAUCGACUUCGACGACUUCGAGGCCUUCACGCAGCACAAAGUCAGCAUGAUGGAUGCCUUCCAGCGCAUCAAGUACCGCGAGAAGGAUGAGCGUCCCGCUCACAUCACUUGCGAAUUCUGCGGUGAAGACUUCGAGAGCUUCGGGGGCAGACGUCUGCACAGGCAGCAAAUGCACCCAGCUGACCAGGAUAUCAAGUGCCCAGGUUGUUGUGCCCUGUUCACCAAAGCAGGGAACAUGGUCGCUCAUCUCGAAGGCGGCGACUGUCCUGAAAUUACGGCGUUUGAGUUCCGAGGUCAGGUCUUGCAGAAGCACGUUCGUAAGGAGCUUAUGAGGAACAUCAACACGGUCAACGAAAGACUCGCAGCUACCGAGAAGUCGAUUGCGCCGCUGGAUGAGUUUUCGUUUCAAGCGACAGAUGGUGCAGAAAGUGUUGAUGCGGAUGAUGAGGAGGGUGGAAUUGGGUUGCUUGAACAAGAGCACAUCGAGCAGAAGGAUCUGAUCGAUCCUUUGAAGCCUGAUAUCGACCUCAUCGACACCAAAAGAACGGCUUCUGAGGCCCGUCACGCAGUCGAAUCUUGGCCUCGUCUACCCGGGCUGCACAUCUUGCCGAAACUGACCACAUCAAUGGCAAGCAUGUCGAUCGCGGGAUCCGAUGUUGGUUCUGGGACAUCCUUCGGGGGUCGCCGUAGUGGGCACAAGCCGCGACCGAUCCAGUACACGGAGUCAUACCCGUCCAUGGACUCGCCUUCUGGAGGCGUUUCGAUUAGUGGCGACAGUAGUGUAGCAUCCCCAUUGACUACCAACACAGAUCGACGGGUUGCAUGGACUACAGGCAACACAUCCAAGGCCUUGUUCAAGCCGAGCCAACAUUGCCCAGUAUCAAAGCAAGACCAGCAGGCGCUUAUGAAGAAGCCGACAGAGGGUAGUGUGGCCCAACUAUCAGAGUCGAAGAGUAUCAUGAAAACACGCUUCUACGAUAUCUACAGCCCGGACUACAACCCCGACCUGUUCCUCAACCCUCUGACCGAAAAGUACAUCUGCCUCUUCCCACAAUGCGAAGAUGGAGAAGGCGAGUUCGACACACUAUCCGACCUCCAAGGUCAUAUCCAAUUCGCGCAUCUCCGCCUCCUCUUCGUAUGUCCAACAUGCUUGAAGCGUUUCCAGAGCGCUACGGCAAUGGUCUCGCACAUGGAGGCUACGACACGUUGCAGGGUGAAGGAACAUGACAAGUUCAUGGACAUUCUCGACGAUAUCACCGGCGGCUUCUUGGAGGCUAAACAGGUCAAGGUGCCGUUCGUGGUGCAACAGGGUGGUGCGUUGGUCAGGCAUGGCCAGCAUCCGCUGGAUGGUGUCAAGACAAUGGACUUCAAGGCGAUUAUACCGAAAGAGUAG
This is a messenger RNA of Recurvomyces mirabilis, 1662 nucleotides long. RefSeq lists its product as uncharacterized. The record is from RefSeq and is a predicted model, not a curated record. NCBI's taxonomy places the organism in Eukaryota, Fungi, Ascomycota, Dothideomycetes, Mycosphaerellales, Teratosphaeriaceae. The coding region runs from base 1 to 1662 and encodes 553 amino acids. The transcript is spliced from 2 exons.